GCUGAGGGUCUUUGCCGUGCACCCAGAGACAGCUGGGUGACAAAUCACCUCCAGGUUGGGGAUGCCUCAGACUUGUGAUGGGACUGGGCAGAUGCAUCUGGGAAGGUCCUGGUGGUGACUCCAACCCUGCCCUCACAUAUCCCAAGAGCAGGCUGACUGCCUUCCCCAUUCCCACCUUUCCAGUAACUGCUGCAAGAACGGACAGACACUGCUGCAGAGAACUUGCCCCGGUGUUUCAUGCUGUGGCUGGUGGUUCCAGGCUGCACGCUCCAUUCUAGGAAAGGGCUGGACCUUGGAGAUUGAGGCCCUGAGGCGAGACAUGGGCACCUGGCUCCUGGCCUGCACCUGCAUCUGCACCUGUGUCUGCUUGGGAGUCUCUGUCACAGGGGAAGGACAAGGGCCAAGGGCUAGAACCUUCACCUGCCUCACCAACAACAUUCUCAGGAUCGAUUGCCACUGGUCUGCCCCAGAGCUGGGACAGGGCUCCAGCCCCUGGCUCCUCUUCACCAGCAACCAGGCUCCUGGCGGCACACAUAAGUGCAUCUUGCGGGGCAGUGAGUGCACCGUCGUGCUGCCACCUGAGGCAGUACUCAUGCCAUCUGACAAUUUCACCAUCACUUUCCACCACUGCACGUCUGGGAGGGAGCAGGUCAGCCUGGUGGACCCGGAGUACCUGCCCCGGAGACACGUUAAGCUGGACCCGCCCUCUGACUUGCAGAGCAACGUCAGCUCUGGCCACUGCAUCCUGACCUGGAGCAUCAGUCCUGCCUUGGAGCCAAUGACCACACUUCUCAGCUAUGAGUUGGCCUUCAAGAAGCAGGAAGAGGCCUGGGAGCAGGCCCAGCACAGGGAUCACAUUGUCGGGGUGACCUGGCUUAUACUUGAAGCCUUUGAGCUGGACCCUGGCUUUAUCCAUGAGGCCAGGCUGCGUGUCCAGAUGGCCACACUGGAAGAUGAUGUGGUAGAGGAGGAGCGUUAUACAGGCCAGUGGAGUGAGUGGAGCCAGCCUGUGUGCUUCCAGGCUCCCCAGAGACAAGGCCCUCUGAUCCCACCCUUGGGGUGGCCAGACAACACCCUUGUUGCUGUGUCCGUCUUUCUCCUGCUGAUUGGCCUGACCUACCUCCUGUUCAAGCUUUCGCCCAGGGUGAAGAGAAUCUUCUACCAGAACGUGCCCUCUCCAGCGGUGUUCUUCCAGCCCCUCUACAGUGUGCACAAUGGGAACUUCCAGACUUGGAUGGGGACCCACAGGGCCGGUGUGCUGUUGAGCCAGGACUGUGCUGGCACCCCACGAGGAGCCUUGGAGCCCUGCAUCCAGGACGCCACUGCACUGCUCACUUGUGGCCCAGCGCAUCCUUGGAAAUCUGUGGCCCUGGAGGAGGAACAGGAGGGCCCUGGGACCAGGCUCCCGGGGAACCUGAGCUCAGAGGGUGUGCUGCCAGCAGGGUGUACGGAGUGGAGGGUACAGACGCUUGCCUAUCUGCCACAGGAGGAUUGGGCCCCCACGUCCCCGACUAGGCCGGCUCCCCCAGACUCAGAGGGCGGCAGCAGCAGCAGCAGCAGCAGCAGCAGCAGCAGCGACUACUGUGCCUUGGGCUGCUAUGGGGGAUGGCACCUCUCAGCCCUCCCAGGAAACACACAGAGCCCUGGGCCCAUCCGAGCCCUGGCCUGUGGCCUUUCCUGUGACCAUCAGGGCCUGGAGACCCAGCAAGGAGUUGCGUGGGUGCUGGCUGGUCACUGCCAGAGGCCUGGGCUGCAUGAGGACCUCCAGGGCAUGUUGCUCCCUUCCGUCCUCAGCAAGGCUCGGUCCUGGACAUUCUAGGUCCCCGACUCGCCAGAUGCAUCAUGUCCAUUUUGGGAAAAUGGACCGAAGUCUCUGGAGCCCUUGUCUGGGACUGAACCUCCUGAGAAGGGGCCCCUAGCAGCGGUCAGAAGUCCUGUCUGGAUGGAGGCUGGAGGCUCCUCCUCAACCCCUCUGCUCAGUGCCAGUGGGGAGGAACCUCUACCCUCAGCAUCCUGGCCACAGGUUCCUCCUUCUGUUGUCCCUUUUCUUUAUCCCUGGCCUCUCUGAGAAGUGGGGUGUGGUCUCUCAGCUGUUCUGCCCUCAUCCCCUUAAAGGGCCAGCCUGGGCCCAGUGGACACAGGUAAGGCACCAUGACCACCUGGUGUGACCUCUCUGUGCCUUACUGAGGCACCUUUCUAGAGAUUAAAAAGGGCUUGAUGGCUGCUCCAAAGUGUUGAUGGCUGGGAGAAGGGGCCAGAGGAGGAGUGAGGGGUGGGGUUUGUCCAGCCCUGGGCUUUCCGGGUUCUAGAGAUAGCACGGUGGAGGCUCAAUGACAGUUCUGGGGACAGCAAGGUGGAGGUUCAGGGGCAGCUUUGGGACAGCAGGAUGGAGGCUCAGGGACAGUUCCUGGGAGGCCAGCGCCCUCAUUCCUCCUUGUCCUCAUCCUCCCACUUGCUCCAGGAAACUGAGAGCUGAGGCUGGAGCUUCCAGGCAGUCAGGGCUGGAGGUGACCAUCCAGCAGUGAUGGUGGCCUGUGAAGGGUCCUGCUUCUGUCCUCAGCCUCUCAUGGGGUGGGCUUGGGGAGGAGCUGUGGUCUGGAGAGAGUGGCAGUUGGAGCAGAACAUGCCUGCAUUUGUUUCCUAGGGCUGCCGUAACAAAGUGCCACAAAAUGGUUAGCUUAGAACCACAGAGAUUUGUUGUCUCAGAAUUCUGAAGUCCAGAAUUUGGAAAUAAAGAUGUUGGCAGUGUUUCCAACCACAUGUUCCUGGGCUCCCAUGAAACAGAAGUUGAUAUGAGGCCAAGCAAGCUUCCCAGACAAGGCUUUAUUAAGUUUUAUUCCCUGAAAGGUUGGGCAGAAGAGAGACAGUGCAGGAGGAAGGAUUCUUGGCUGACUCCCCAAGGGGAAUGCAUUGUGGUAUCUUAAGGAGGGUGACAUACAUAAUUUAUGAGCUACGUGAGUGUCAUUACACGUAUGGGGUGGAGUGAAGGGUGCUCAGAUGCAUGCUAACACAUACGUUGCAUGAUCAGAAAAUGGCAGAUAAGCCCCUCCCUGGGUGAGGACUUUAGUAUUAUCAUAAGGCCAGGGUCAUUCUCCUGGCCUUGUGCACAUGCAGGUGAUAGAGUCAACUCCCGUGAGUAAGACUUAUAGUGGGAUGCUGCUUAUCUUAGUGUAUUUCAGACGGUUGGCAAGGUCUGGCCAGCGAGUAUGGCACCUGGAGGGUGGUGCUGCAAGGUCUGGUGGUCAGCGGGCAUGUAUGGAACAACACGUUAGUGGGGGUGGGCCGAGUCCCAUUUCUACUCUGUCUCAGCAGGGCCAUGCUCCCUCUGAAGGCACUAAGGAAGGAUUAGUAUCAGGCCUCUCUCAGCUUCUGUUGGUUUCUUGGCUUGUGACACCAAAGCUGUAAUCUUUUUUUUGUUUUGUUUUUGAGACGGAGUUUUGCUCUUGUCACCCAGGCUGGAGUGCAAUGGCACAAUCUCAGCUCACUGCAACCUGCGCCUCCCGGGUUCAAGUGAUUCUUCUGCCUCAGCCUUUGGAGUAGCUGUGAUUACAGGCGCCUGCUACCACGCCUGGCUAGUUUUUGUAUUUUUAGUAGAGACGGCGUUUCGCUAUGUUGGCCAGGCUGGUCUCAAACUCCUGAUAUCAAGUGAUCCGCCUGCCUCUGCUUCCCAAAGUGUUGGGAUUACAGGCGUGAGCCACCGCACCUGGCCAAAGUUCCAGUCUUUACAGGGCUUUUUCCUUGUGUGCAUUUCUGUGUCCAAAUUUCCCCUUUUUAAAAUCACAGUAAUAGUGAAUUAAGGCUGGCCCUAACGAUUUAAUCUUAACUUGAUCAUCUGCAAAGACACUAUUUCCAUAUAAGGUCACAUUCACAGCUCCUGGGGUUAGGACUUCAACCUAGAGGGCCUGACUGCUGGGCUUUGGACUGACAUUGGGAUCAUCUGCGUAGUUAGGGCUGUGACCAGACUGAGAUAGGAGGUGGGACCUGACUCCUGAGGCAGGGCUUGAACUCUGGACCAGAUUGCAGACUAGCUGAAACAGGCAAAAGCACCCCUCCAUAAGACACACCCACUGGUGCCAAAUGAGUUUGCUGUUCUCAUGGUAACACCUGGAAAUUACUGCUCCUUUCCAUGGCAAUGACCUGAAAGUUACCACCCCUUUUCUAGAAAUUUCUAAAUAACCUCCUCCUUAAUUUGCAUAUAAUUACAAGUGGGUAUAAAUAUGUGUGCAAACCUGCCUCUGAGCUGCUACUCUGGGCUCACUGCCUAUGGGGCAUCCCUGCUCCAUAAGGAGCAGUACCUCUGCUGCCACUGCACAUGGCUGCUUCAAUAAAAGUUGCUCUCUAAUACCACCGACUCGCCCUUGAAUUCUUUCCUGGGUGAAGCCAAAAGCCCUCCUGUGCUAAACCCCAAUUUCUGGGCUCACCUUUCCUGCAGCAAGAGUGUUUUGGGGCUGGGAGUGCUGAAGUUUUGAAGGCAGGAUGAAAUGGAGGCUGUUCGCUCCCUGGGCCCUGAGUUAUGGGGAGCAACUCUCUUGGCUGCUCUCAUGCUCCCUGCAACCUAAGCAGAAAGAAGUACCUGCAGCCUGAUGCCCCCAAAGGCAAAAGCCCCUUCUGGCUCACAUAGGCAGCCCUCCCACCCUGCAUGCCUGCAGAGCUUCUGGGGUUUUGCGGGGAGCCUCAGCAGAGCUGGAUCCUGGUCUGUGGGGGCGAGGCAGGCCCCAGAAUGUAUCUUUAGCAUCCAGAGUGGGAGGGGUGUGGACGGAAGCGAGGUACAGGCAUCCUCAGCUCUAACCAAGUAUAAAAAUACUAGUGUGAAUCCACUUCCUGGAGCUGGGCUCUGGGGAGCCCCGGGCUAGUGUAUUUAUAACAGGGGCUGUGUGGCUCAUGAGGCUCCAUGUGUGACCUGGGCUACCUCAUGAUCACACAAACAAACCCACGAUUGGGAUGCCUCUCCUUUGUGGCCUGGACACGUCUUCAUUCAACUCAUAAACUUUCCCUGAGUGGGCCCUAGAGAGCUGGUUCUGGGCUGGAACCUGAGUGUGAAGCCACUGGAGGCUGUGUAAUUUGUAGGUGAGUCACUCAGUCACCUAAGCCUGGCCCUCCCCUCUGCACAGGGCGCUAGCCAUACCUAGCAGACUGCUGUGAGUUCACCUGAGCAAGACACCUGCACACAGUGGUGCUCAGAAAAAGCUAAUAAUUCCUUAUUGGAAUGAGACAUGCCAGGCGUGGUGGCUCAUGCCUGUAAUUCCAGCACUUUGGGAGGCUGAGGCAAGCAGACUGCUUGAGCCCAGAAGUUUGAGACCAGUCUGGGCAACAUGGCGAAACCCUAUCUCUAUGAAAAAUACAAAGAUAAUUAGCUGGGCAUGGUGGUUCAGGCCUGUAAUCCCAGCUACUCGGGAGGCUGAAGUAGGAGAAUCACUUGAAUCCGGGAGGCAGAGGUUGCAGUGAGCCGAGAUCAUGCCACUGCACUCCAGCCUGGGCAACAAAGUGAGACUCCAUGUCAAAAAAAUAAAAGAGGCCGGGAGCAGUGGCACAUGUCUGUAAUCCCAGCACUUUGGGAGGCCGAAGUGGGUGGAUCACGAGGUCAGGAGUUCAAUAGCAGCCUGGCCAAGAUGGUGAAACUCCAUCUCUACUAAAAAAAAAAAAAAAAAAAAAAAAAAAAAAAAAAAAAAAAAAAAAAUUAGCCAGGCAUGGUGGCAAGUGCCUAUAAUCCAGCUACUUAGGAGGCUGAGGCAGAGAAUUGCUCGAACCCAGGAGGUGGAGGUUGCGGUGAGCUGAGAUUGCGCCACUGCACUCCAGCCUGGGAGACAGAGCGAGAGUCAGUUUCAAAAAAAAAAGGAAAAAAUAAAGAAAAGACCCCAGGACCAUACAUAUUUACAGCUCAGUAUUAACUAACCUUAACGAAAUAUGAUUUUAUUUAAAAUGGUCAAGGUAAAGGAAAAAAAAGAGUAGUGACUUUCUUCAAGUAAUUUUAUGUUGUAAUAUCAGAGCUUGAUACAGUUAAUACAUUUCAUCUAAUAUAGGAAUGAGAAUGCUUAUAAAGCAGACGUCAUUUUAUGUACCAUUACAAAUACACUGCCAAUUAAACAGACUUUCUCAACAAAAGACUGUUGUUGACGAGUUCACUUCCAUUAGACACACACAAUG
Messenger RNA from Pongo pygmaeus (Bornean orangutan), 6144 nucleotides. RefSeq names its product interleukin 9 receptor (gene IL9R). The transcript is spliced from 10 exons. Gene Ontology annotation, biological process: cytokine-mediated signaling pathway; immunoglobulin mediated immune response. The record is from RefSeq and is a predicted model, not a curated record. Gene Ontology annotation, molecular function: interleukin-9 binding; interleukin-9 receptor activity. NCBI's taxonomy places the organism in Eukaryota, Metazoa, Chordata, Mammalia, Primates, Hominidae. The coding region runs from base 320 to 1819 and encodes 499 amino acids. Gene Ontology annotation, cellular component: external side of plasma membrane; membrane.